AUGGGCAUGGGAGGGAAACUGAAUAUCCAUCCAAAGGGAUAAUGCAAGGGUAUUCAAAAUACAGGUUAUCUGCUAAAAAGAAAUCUAAAAUACUAUGUCAUUAUUUGUAGGAUGGCUUAAUAUAUAAAAUGAAACUGUCUGCUAUAAACAGAAAGCAUGCAUAUGUUGGUGUUUAUGAAAUACGAGUUUAUAACAACUCUGUGCAGUGGCAGUUGGAGAGCACUGGGAUUUGGAGGACUGAGGAAAGAAAGGCUAGCAGUAGGCAGAACCAACUGAUUCUGGUUUGUCCCAAUCUUUUUCAUUCUAAUGGAUACUGAGUACAUUGAAUACAAUAGUAUGAGUAAGACUUAAUAAUUAAAGGCUCAAAAAAGGGCUGCAGUUAUAAAUGACUUCAAGGAAUCCAGAAUUUUCCUUUCUCUAAUUUGUAAUCUAAUUCAUUUUCUUAACCUAAGGAAUUAGUUGACUGGUCACUUUUUCUGGUUAGUUUUUCACAAAGACAGAAUAGCUCAAUUUGGUCAUCCUGUCUUGGCUUAAUAAGCUAGGAUGUGUAUAGAUCUUCUGCUAUUUCUUCAAUUAACCAUAGUUACUAGGAUCAGAAUAAACCAUAAUCUUAAAACAACUUUAAUCCAUAUUUUUAAGAUUCUGCACUUGGUAAUCAGCUAACCCUACACCUGAUAAUUAGAGAUAUACAGACUGAGUUUGCACAGUAUUCUAAGCUAAAAUAUGAUUGGCUAGUUCAUAGCUUAAUAUGUUGUAUUAACUAAUCCACUGUGGUUAGUUUAUGGUUUAAGGUGUUGUGUGAACCAAGCAUUUUGGUCAGUUCAGUAAAUGGUUAAUCAUGGGUUAUUGAACUAUACAGUUAUAGCCAUAAUAAAAUCAAUAUGUCCCCAUGAACAUUUUGUUUUAUACAAUUAUAACUUUUUAAAAGAUAGGAGAAAAAUAUGGAUAUAUUCAUAAUUAAUGACUGGAGGGACUUUAAUAAUGCAGUAUGGGGUAGUGGUCAACAUGUUGAAUGAAGACUGGGGAGACCUAGACUGAAGUUUACCCUCAGCCAUGGAAGCUCACUGGGUGACUUUGGGACAGGCACUUUUUCAGCCUAAACUACCCCACAGUGUUGUGGGAAGAAUUAGAGAAGGGAGUGUUACAUAUGGCACCUUGAAUCCUUGAAAGAAAAUUCAGAUAUAAAUGUAAUAAAUAUCUAUAAGUCUACUUGAUAGAUUUUUUAUCUCAUGGCAAAAUAAUUUUCUGUUAUGUUUGUCCCAUAAAUAGACAUUCAAGAUUACCUUGAAUGGGUAGGAUCUCUAGAUGGUAUAACAAUAUUUAAUAUAGUUAUUAAUGUUGGUGAUAUUUUGGCAGUUCCUUGGCCCACAUGAAGCAUGCUAUAUUUCAUGGAUUGUCAGCUAUAUUUAUAACAUUUCACUUCAGUAGUUGGAUAUCUUUUUCCUAUAGUUUGUAUUCUCUAUGAAAUGCUACUUAUGUAAUGUAAGGGUUGGAAGUUAAUUUGGAGAUUCAUCCCCCUGCCUGGUGCAGGAAUCUACUACUACAACAUUGCCUAUAGAUGCUGAUCCAGCCUCUGUUUAAACAUCUUCACUGUUUAAACUAUCCACCACUUCCAGAGGCAAUCUGCUCUAUAAUGAACAGCUCUUACCUUUAGGAAUUUUUUCUGAUGUCCUACCAAAAUCUACCCCUCCCCGCAACUGGUAAAUUAAACCCAUUUAUUACUAGUUGUCCUGUUUUCUGGAACAGUUCUGAAUAAUUCUGUCCUAUCUUCAAUAGGAUUGCCUUUCAGAGAUUUGAUGUCAUCUGUCUUGUCUCUCUGCAGUCUUCUCUUCUGCAGGCUUAACAUACCAAAACCUCUAUCUGCUUUUCAUAAGUUUUUUUUUCCUUCCAGGCCUCUUAUCAUAUUGGUUGCUCUCCAGUGGGCAUGUUCUAGUUUGACCAUGUCCUUCCUAAAAUACAUGCCUAGAACUGGAUGUAGUAUUCUAGAAGUAGUCUAAUUAAUGCAGAAUAGAAAGGAACAAUGAUUUAUAUUGAUCCUGAUGCUAUACUUCUGUUGAUACAGCCUAGGAUUGCAUUUACUUUUUUUGCAGCUGCACAACAUUGUUGGGUCAUCUUCAGCUUGUUAUCUGCCAAAACACCUAGAUCCUUUUCAUGUGUAUUGCUGCUCAGUAUGAUCCCCCCCCAUCCUAUACUCAUGCUUUUGAUUUUUUUCUAUCCCCGCGUAAGACUUUACAUUUGUUGCCACUAAAUUUCAUCUUGCUGUUCUUGCUGCUUAUUCCAGUUUAUCAGGAUCUUCCUGAAUCUUCAUACUGUUCUAAGGAGUUUGCCAACCCCCCAUCUUUGUGUCAUGUCCAAAUUUGAUAAUCAUAGUUACUAACUCCUUACCCAAAUUACUUAUAAAUAAGUUGAACAGCACAGGGCCUAAAAUGGAGCCUGCAGUACCCCAUUCAGCAUUUCCUUUUAGCUUGAUGUGGAGCCAUUUAUUGGGCACAAUUCUUCAAGAAGCUGUGUAUCUGAUGGUGACAUAUUACAGCCCUGUUCUUUUCAUCUUCACAUGCACACACACACACACAAUUUAAAAGGGAAAAAAGCAGAUUAAAAAAGGAGUGAGAAGAGAAAAAGCACAAGUAAAUAGAUUUACAAGCAUUAUAUUAGGUAGAUUAACUACAAAUUCUCAGAAUAAUUUUAAUAUAGUUCUGCAUAUUUAAAUACCUUAUAUUAAAAUCUAGUUAAGGUAUCAACAUUAGCAAUUAGCAAAGUAUGAAAUAUAAAUUAGUGAAAAAUUACAGUCUUAUCCAGUCAGAAAGAAAGCUAAACCUUAUUUUUCAAAUCAUCCAUGACUUAAAUGUUAACUGUACGUUAAAAGAAACUGACAUUUCAGAUGUGGUGUAAGCCCAUGGGUACAAUUAUAGUCUAAAAAUGGUUUCCAUGUCAGAUUUUUCAAAUGCGAGAUUAUUUCAGACAUUGAGGCAUGCUCUCACAACUUAAUUUGCCAUUCUUCUACUGAAGGAAUUAUACAUACUUUUCAAUGGGAAGCAUACAGUAUCCUUUUUCUUAUUCUCUACUAGAAUUUCAUAGGAGACUUAAUACUUCAUUAAAGUCAAGGUACACUAUGCCUUCUGCAUUCCCAUGGUCAGCUAAACUGGUGACUCUAUCAAAAAGGGAGAUCAUGUUGACUUGGCAUGAUUUAAUCUUGACAAACUCAUGUUGGGUCCUGCCAAACAAUGCAUUGUUUUCUAAAUGUUCCAAAACCAAUUGUUCACUAAUUUGUUCCAAAGUUUUGCCCAGUAAACUGAUCUUUCUGUAGUUACUAGAGUCAGAUGGUUUCCCUUUUUUUGAAGAUAGGAACAUUUGGACUUCUGGCACUGUAAGAUGACAUCCACAAGCUCUUUUAGGACUCUCAAAUGUAAUUGGUCAUGGAGACUGUUAGAGAGUGGGAAAAAGAGACAGGAACCUUACAGACUUGCAUCCACAGCUCUUCUUGAUUUAGAACAAUAUUUAAUACAUACCAUUAACUUAGCUUUACAAAAUAUAGUUAAGGCCUUAGCUUAACAAAAUACUGUUCUGUACAAACAAUUUCAAAAGGAGCUUUUUACAGUGUCUUAUCUAUUUCACUACCUCCCUUCCUCACUCACACAGCUUUUGUUCUGUGUUUCUGGACUCAUUUCUAGGAAGAGAAUGGGAAGAGGGAAAAAACUUUUUCGGGCUUAUCAAUAGAGAGUUGAACAUAUUUGUAAGAAUUAAACAUUAAUCCCAUUGAAAUAAUUAAAAUAAUAUUAACAUUGUUUUAUUAACACCAACUGAAAUAUCGGUGGCAAUGAGCAAGCUUAUGAGUUCACACAAGCUCUUCAGGCUAUUAAACAAAAACAAAAAGAUGUUAUUAGUUAUGAUGGGAAUGUUCCCCACAAGAGUUAUUGGGGAGUAAAUCCCAGUAAGUAAUUUAUUGGUGAACAUGCUUAUAAAGUCUUGGCGCAUGGAUUAGACUUGCUAAUGCAAGAUUAUUUUUUUAAUCAGGGCAACUUAAAAAAGCAUUACUACUUCCCUUUUGAAAUAACAGAAAUAUAAGCACCAAUCCAUGUUUAGAUGGACACAAUUCUGUAUUAGAUGGAGUCUAAUCAAUUAAGAUGCCAACCUGUAUGCUAGAUAUGCUGGUGGGAAAAGUAGGAUUUAAUGAAAGCUCCUUUUGCUAACUGAUUUUGAGAUUUUAUCUUCUCAGUACAAAUGGUAAUACAUCAACAUAUCCCUAUAACUAUGAUAUUCUGCCAAUAGGAUACUGUAAGAGAAACUGUGCUUCAUCUUAAUACUGCUGACAAAGGGGUUGGUGUGAUCAGAAAUGCCCCUUUUUAUUUAAUGGAGAGCCAAAACAGAAUGACAGAACUCCUACAUUGCUAUGGUGUAGAUUAAGAUUUAAAUUAAUUCUGCCUUUAACACAGCAAACCUUCACCAGUAUAUAAACUCUAGACAGGAUUUCUGUAGCUGAAAUGUUAUGGUAUGCUCUUGUAUGUGUGAGAGAGAGGGAGAAAGGGGGACAGCAUGAGAAUGAGAACGCAUGUGCAAUUGACUAACCAAGGGGCUGUUUUGGUGAUGGGAAAUCUGGAAGAAGAAUACUUUGCACAAAAGUUCAACCUGCCCUAGAGGACACUGCUGACAUUUGUUAUAGAAUUCCCAACAGCUACCUAACCUUAAGACAUGAAUGUCUAUCAGCAACACCAUUCCUACAACUGGGAAUAAAAGGACAAAGCAUCUUGAACAGGUAAGCUAUGUAUGAUGGAAUGCCAAACAGACUUUGGGAGCACGGAGUGGUAGCAAAACAGUUAAGGGAGGAGGAAAUAGGGGCAUUACAAAAGAGAUUGUUAAGUUUGGGGGAGGGGAGAAACAUGAAAAAGAGGACUCAGAGUAACUCCACCUUAGUUACACUAAAUAUAAACUCUGCAAGAAAAUUACUUGGUAAACUUUCAGUUUUGUUACAUUAUCGGCAAUAAAGAUCUUUUGAGAAAUCUAAGUGAUUUUGUUUCCUAAACUAGUCAGCCUUGCAGGGCUUGACACCAUACUUCAGAAUACAGUUUCUAUAAAUAGUUCCCCCCCUCAAUAAAAAAUGAAAGCUACAUUUUGACUAACCUUAUCGGCAAAAUGAUAUUUUCUCCUACAAUACUUUGAAGUACUUUAAAGGUUUAGCAUGCAUAGCCCAGUAGCCAUGAAAACAGUAAAUACAAAUAAACUGUUAGUGAAUGCUAGAUACUUUAAACCUUGCUGCUUUUAAUCACAUACUUAUGAUCCCUUUUGCCUCACAGCAUCAAAAUCAGAACACAAGAAACACACAGAGGUUUCCUUCAGGUGAAAGAUUUCUACAGACAGUAUUCUUACUAGAUGUGGAGGGCUGGAUAUUUUCCAUUCUCAGUGCCAUGCAGACUACAAGCAAAGCUUACAGCAAGGCCAGACCAAUUCCACUCUUUGUGACAUGGAAGACAGGCCGAGACAAACGACUUCGGGGCUGCAUUGGAACUUUCUCUGCCAUGAAUCUUCACUCAGGACUCAGGGAAUACACAUUAACCAGUGCACUUAAGGACAGCAGAUUUCCACCCCUGACUCGUGAGGAGCUGCCUAAACUUUUCUGCUCUGUUUCCCUCCUCACUAAUUUCGAGGAUGCCACUGACUACUUGGACUGGGAGGUCGGAAUCCAUGGAAUCAGAAUUGAGUUCAUCAAUGAGAAAGGUGUCAAGCGCACAGCUACAUACUUACCUGAAGUUGCUAAGGAACAAGAUUGGGAUCAGAUUCAAACAAUAGACUCCUUGCUCAGGAAAGGUGGUUUUAAGGCUCCAAUUACCAAUGACUUUAGGAAAACUAUUAAACUCACCAGAUACCGCAGUGAGAAGGUGACAAUCAGUUAUGCAGAAUACAUGGCUUCUCGUCAGCAUUGUUUUCAAAAUGGCACUCUUCAUGCCCCACCCCUCUACAAUCAUUACUCCUGACACAAAGCUGCAUGACCAGUCCCGCCCCCCAGCUGCCAGCUAUGACAUCAUUGGAGCAGAUGCCUCCUCUUCCUGGUCCAGUUACUUCUAUUACUGCACCAUUUUAUGAUGCUAGCUUCCGUUGCCAAGUCUGCCUUCCAAUUGAUUAUGGGUGGUGGGGGCUACCAAGUGAGUGCAACUGAAUUUCAGAGGCCCAAGCUUACUUCGUUCUUCAGAAUGAGGGUUCAUUUGGACUGAGUACCUGGGACCAUUGCCAUUGGAUAGAGAAAACCUUGAGGAAUGGCAGUACCACUUCAGAUUGCUCUGUCUCUGUGUUAAAUUGCACUGUGUUCAUUUGAAUUGUUAAUUACAAUGCCCCCCGAUCAAGUAGGAGAUUUCUUCUGGCAGUCUGGCAACGGAGUCCAACAAAAGAUUUUUAGGUUAUUUGUAUUUUCUUUUUUUAUCUCUAAUAUUUAUCUGCCAUAAGCUAAGUAGUCCUAACAUGUCCCAGGCAAACAUGUUAUGACUUGUUAUAAGGAUGGUAUGUCUGGAAGUUCUCCUCCUUCAGAAGAUGGCAAUUAAUCAAAGAUUUAAAAGGUAAAAUAAAAUUUACUGCAGAUAAAAAGCAUUGCCUCUUCAUAUCCAGAAGGUUUCAAUUUAUACAUCUAGCUACUUUUAUCUUUGACACAAAAAGAAAGUAGCUUACAUUAGAUAAGAUACUGCAUGCAAGAAGGUGAAGCACUAUGGGUUGUGUAUGGAAGUAGCAUAGGUUUCCUUGUAUCCCAAAAGUAUAAUCUUUGGGUUUCUUUUGGGUGUCUAACUUAAAGUACAGGCAGUAGGAUUUUCAAUUGAAUUGGGGCAGAUCUUUUCCCACAAAGCUAUCCUUAUUGUAAUAAAAAGGAGUGUAGAUUUUUAUUAUUGAAAAUAUUCCAUGAGGCCUGUGUUUUUAACAGGCAGCUUUUUUUUUUGCUAGCGUGGCACUAAUAUUUAGGUAAUAAACACAUUAAAUGUUAGCUUAAGUGGGUUAUCAGAUCUGGGUGUGUUCUUGCUGCACUGAUGCUUCAGCCCUAAAUAAUAUAAUUGGAAGUAAAACAAAUUGGUUUACAUUAUUUGCUUCCGGAUAAGUGUACUUAGAAUUGGAACCUAAAGAAUGUUCUUUACCCACCAAGAUAAGUUAACUGGGAUCCAAGUUUUAAUAUCCUGUAGAUUUUCAAGUUUCCUAUUGUUAACUGAAUAUGCAGGACACUGAAUAGUAAACACAAACCUUUUCAAAAUUUUCACUAUCUCAGUUCUCCUGUGUGAGUCAUUAAGUGAUAUCAUGAGAGCAACAAUAUCCCCAAAAUUAAUCCACAAAAUGUAGCAUUAAUCUGCAUUAAAUGGAAUGCAGAAUUUCUGAAAAAAAUGAUAAUCACCUUGAAAAACAGGAACAAUCAGAUGAUGGACUCAGCAUAACGGCAGUAUGAUACCAUAUGUGCACCACAUGGAACAACAGUUGCUUUUGUAGAAACCAAAAAAUUACCUUUUACCACAGGAUACAAAUCUCUAUAUCUUUUGAACAAAUUAACCUUGUCAUUGUGAAAGAAAGGAGUAAAUGCUUUCUAUCUCAAAGCAAAGUCUCUAAGGCUAAACAAAUGCCCCAUCCCUGGAAAGAAGUAUAAGUAAACAUGAAUUGCUUAUAUAUUGAGGUGAACAUUAUUUGUCAUUUAAACUGCUGGCUAGAAGAUGGCAAAUGUAUAGUACCUUCUUUGCAACAGGCCUACUUAAAAGAAUCUAGGAUUCCUCCAAACUGCGUAUUUUUCUAGCACUCUUCACAUAUUUGAGAAGAAAUCACAUAGUUUUAUUUGAUACUGAACAUUCUUGUAGAAGGGAGGGGUAAAAGAGGAAUAUACACUAGCCAUGCACAAUAUUGUCCUAGCUUUUAGUUUUGCACUGGGAUCAUUCAUUUGGAUUACCACUUUUUCCCUUCUAACUAUGCUGAAAAGUAGAUAAGAAGGGACUUUUCCACAAUUUCCUAUUACUGAGAAUAAAUUAGCCUUCUUAUAAAUUACAGUGAAUUGUAGUUACCAGUGCCCUCAAUAGAAAAGAGACUGUAGAACGGGAGGGGAAAGGUAAGCUCUGGUCAUGCCAUCCAUCUCUGCUCUCAGACAGUAUUGAACUAUAGGGCUACACAAAUUACUAUUAGUGUUCUAUGUUAGAAUUUAAAUUGUAAAGAUUUUUUUAAAAGCAAAAAGGAAAAAAAAUGGUGCUAAACUUUCACCCCUGAGCACAUUCGGUAAGACUGGUCAUGCAGGCAUAUAGUGCUGUACUAUUCAAUAUUGCUUUUUUUUUUU
Molecule: messenger RNA, 8278 nt
Organism: Python bivittatus (Burmese python)
Lineage: Eukaryota; Metazoa; Chordata; Lepidosauria; Squamata; Pythonidae
Source: RefSeq, a predicted model, not a curated record